GUCAUUACUGAGUUUCUGUCAAGCAAAGUCACAAACCCUCACCGACCUCUAUCAGUCUAUUAUUCGUCUUCAUCUUAUACCCGCAAAGGCCGGACCCUGCGGGCGCAACAUCAAUCAUGUCUGCUGAUCGCCAGACCAUUAUCGAAGUGAACCGUUCGCUUCGCAACAUCAAAAAUGAACUCGAAAACCUCCUCGAGCGAGGCGUGAUUGACGACUCCGUCUACGAUACCAUUAAUGUCGCUCUGCCUCCUGAGUCUUCCCUUUCAGGCCCUCUUCGAACUGCUACAGGCGCUGCCAACAAAACCGCGGCCAAGGCCGUUUCUCCCGCGCCAACUUCCUCCCCCGCGCCAUCCGCCAAGGCGGCCCCUACAAAGGCCUUCAACGACCUCAAGAUCAAGUCCAGCUCUCCUGCGCCGCCCGCAUACGAUCAGACACCUCCUCCUGGUCUCCCUACUCGCAACGUCAAGCCCACCGUCGCCCACGCUCGCGCUCUAUACCGCUACGCCGCCUCCGAUGGUCGCGACUUGACCUUUGAGAAGGAUGACCGUAUCGCCGUCUACGAGUACAUGAACCAGGACUGGUGGAUGGGUCUCAAUGAGCGCACAGGCCAGGAGGGUAUCUUCCCUCGUAACUACGUGCUCGUAGACCAAGAGACCAAGAAGCCCGUCCAGCCCAUGCAAGCGCCGAUACCUCAGCCGCAGUACGGAUACCCUGCCUACUCACAGGGCCCGCCUCCUCAGCAGAACCCCUAUAACGCGCAUGUGCCGCCCAUGGCUGUCGCCGAGGGAUCCGGGCAGCCGGCGCAGGAGGGAGACGGCAAGGACAACAAGGUCAACGAAUAUGGCAAGAAAUUCGGCAAGAAAUUGGGAAAUGCAGCCAUAUUUGGAGCAGGCGCGUCGAUUGGCUCUGGUAUUGUAGGAGCUAUCUUUUAGAUUGUGUGGUCGGAUUGCUUCCAUUAUGCUGUUUGGGUGGGUUUAAGGGCACAUAUAACCAUUGAAGAUAUCGAGGCCCUAAAAGUGCGAUUAUCAUAGAAGUGUGACGUAAAUUACCAUAAUUGUUGUGUUUAUAUGCUUGAGUAAUGUCAUACUGAUACAACAUGUGUCUUAUUUGCUGU
Messenger RNA from Fusarium graminearum PH-1, 1114 nucleotides. RefSeq lists its product as uncharacterized. Gene Ontology annotation, cellular component: ESCRT-0 complex. The transcript has 2 exons. Gene Ontology annotation, biological process: protein transport to vacuole involved in ubiquitin-dependent protein catabolic process via the multivesicular body sorting pathway. Bases 117 to 932 code for a protein of 271 amino acids. The record is from RefSeq and is a predicted model, not a curated record. Gene Ontology annotation, molecular function: protein binding. NCBI's taxonomy places the organism in Eukaryota, Fungi, Ascomycota, Sordariomycetes, Hypocreales, Nectriaceae.